CAUGUCCACCACCAUUUACCAAGUGGUGGGUUUCCUCCUGUCCAUCCUGGGACUGGCAGGCUGCAUCGCCGCCACAGGGAUGGACAUGUGGAGUACCCAGGACCUGUACGACAACCCUGUCACCUCUGUGUUCCAGUACGAAGGGCUCUGGAGAAGCUGUGUGAGGCAGAGCUCAGGGUUCACCGAAUGUCGGCCCUACUUCACCAUCCUGGGCCUUCCAGCCAUGUUGCAGGCAGUGCGAGCCCUGAUGAUCGUGGGCAUUGUCCUGGGUGCCAUUGGCCUCCUGGUAUCCAUCUUCGCCCUGAAGUGCAUCCGCAUGGGCAGCAUGGAGGACUCUGCCAAAGCCAACAUGACACUGACCUCUGGGAUCAUGUUCAUUAUCUCAGGUCUUUGUGCAAUUGCUGGAGUAUCUGUGUUUGCCAACAUGCUGGUUACUGACUUCUGGAUGUCUACAGCUAACAUGUACACUGGUAUGGGUGGGAUGGUGCAGACAAUACAGAACAGGUACACCUUUGGUUCAGCUCUGUUUGUGGGCUGGGUUGCUGGAGGCCUCACGCUGAUCGGGGGUGUGAUGAUGUGCAUUGCCUGCCGGGGCCUGAUGCCAGAGGAAACCAACUACAAAGGUGUGGCUUACCAUACCUCAAGCCACAAUGUCACAUAUAAGUCUGGAGGCUUCAAGGCCAGCACUGGCUUUGGGUCCAAUGCCAAAAACAAGAAGAUAUACAAUGGGGAGGCCCGCACGGAGGACGAGAUGCAAUCUCACCCUUCCAAGUAUGACUAUGUGUAGUGCUUCAAGACAACUCAGCA
This is a messenger RNA of Orycteropus afer afer, 807 nucleotides long. It is a transcript of the gene CLDN18, whose product is annotated as claudin 18. Gene Ontology annotation, molecular function: structural molecule activity. The record is from RefSeq and is a predicted model, not a curated record. Gene Ontology annotation, cellular component: plasma membrane; bicellular tight junction. Gene Ontology annotation, biological process: bicellular tight junction assembly; cell adhesion. NCBI's taxonomy places the organism in Eukaryota, Metazoa, Chordata, Mammalia, Tubulidentata, Orycteropodidae.